Messenger RNA from Cucumis melo (muskmelon), 788 nucleotides. RefSeq names its product transcription factor MYB62-like. Gene Ontology annotation, molecular function: DNA-binding transcription factor activity; sequence-specific DNA binding. The record is from RefSeq and is a predicted model, not a curated record. The transcript has 2 exons. Gene Ontology annotation, biological process: regulation of DNA-templated transcription. The annotation marks the transcript as partial. NCBI's taxonomy places the organism in Eukaryota, Viridiplantae, Streptophyta, Magnoliopsida, Cucurbitales, Cucurbitaceae. Gene Ontology annotation, cellular component: nucleus.
CCUCCUCCUCCUCCUCCUCCUCUAGGCCUCAAGAGAACAGGAAAAAGCUGCAGAUUGAGAUGGCUAAACUACUUAAAACCAGACAUCAAGCGUGGGAAUUUCACCCCUCAAGAACAGCUCAUCAUCCUUGAACUCCAUUCCAAGUGGGGCAACCGAUGGUCAAAGAUUGCACAACAAUUACCCGGAAGAACAGAUAAUGAAAUAAAGAAUUACUGGAGAACAAGGGUAGAAAAACAAGCAAAACAACUAAACAUUGAAUCAAACAGCAAGAAAUUCUUGGAGACAGUUCGUGAUUUGUGGAUUCCAAUGUUGCUUCAAAAAAUGGACCAAAAACCAUCAUCACCAAGCUCCUCAAACUUCAGUCCUCUAUCUUUAGGAGAAACUUUUUAUCAAAACUCAUGUGAUUCAUCCUCAUCAGAACACACCAUUGAAGCCAAACAGAACUCAAAUCAGAGCUGUGGAGGAUAUUAUCAAUGGCCAGAAUCAUAUGCAAGGGUUUCAGAAGAGUUUGGGAAUAAUUCUGAUGUGCGGAAUAAUAAUAAUGGUGGGUUCCUUCAGAUGGACCAAUUAUAACUACAAUUACAACACCCAUUUUCUUUGUUGGGUGCUACCUGUGGAGGUGCAGAGUUUGAUGGGCAUAUGGUUGCAUCUGAUUGGGUGUUCCAGGAUGAUGUGUCAGAGACCUUCUGGAAUUUCUAGAGUAAAUUAAUACACAGGUUCUCUCAGUCUCGAUACAUCCUUUACUCGCAAAAGAAAAAAAAACUAUAUUAAAAAAUUAUUAUUUUUCA